Molecule: messenger RNA, 5140 nt
Organism: Dermochelys coriacea (leatherback sea turtle)
Lineage: Eukaryota; Metazoa; Chordata; Testudines; Dermochelyidae
Gene: MYO6
Product: myosin VI
Exons: 36
Coding region: 41-3943 (1300 amino acids)
Biological process (GO): vesicle transport along actin filament; inner ear morphogenesis; endocytosis
Cellular component (GO): endocytic vesicle; cytoplasm; ruffle
Molecular function (GO): actin filament binding; ATP binding; microfilament motor activity
Source: RefSeq, a predicted model, not a curated record
UGGCUUGACAAACCCAUGUCAGGAAUAGUUAAUAGCUCCAAUGAUGGAGGACGGGAAGCCUGUUUGGGCUCCCCACCCAACUGAUGGGUUUCAGAUGGGGAAUAUCGUGGAUAUUGGCCCUGACAGCUUAACUAUUGAACCGUUAAACCAGAAAGGCAAGACUUUUCUGGCUGUUAUCAACCAAGUGUUUCCUGCAGAAGAGGACAGUAAAAAGGAUGUGGAGGAUAAUUGUUCACUAAUGUACUUAAAUGAAGCUACACUCCUUCACAAUAUCGAAGUGCGGUACGGUAAAGACAGAAUUUAUACCUAUGUAGCUAACAUUCUUAUUGCAGUGAACCCAUAUUUUGACAUUCCUAAACUUUAUUCUCUGGAGACUAUUAAGAAGUACCAGGGUAAAUCCCUUGGGACAUUACCACCACAUGUCUACGCAAUAGCCGAUAAAGCAUUCCGUGACAUGAAGGUACUCAAGAUGAGUCAGUCCAUCGUAGUUUCUGGAGAGUCAGGAGCUGGCAAGACAGAAAAUACAAAAUUUGUUCUGAGGUAUUUGACUGAAUCCUAUGGUACUGGUCAAGAUAUUGAUGAUAGAAUAGUAGAAGCCAAUCCACUCUUAGAAGCCUUUGGAAAUGCAAAGACUGUUCGCAACAACAAUAGCAGUCGUUUUGGAAAAUUUGUAGAAAUCCACUUCAAUGAAAAGAAUUUGGUGGUUGGUGGAUUUGUAUCACAUUAUCUUCUGGAGAAAUCCAGGAUCUGUGUGCAAGGCAAAGAGGAGAGGAAUUACCACAUAUUUUACAGGCUUUGUGCAGGUGCUCCUGAAGAUAUUAGGCAAAAGCUGUAUUUAAGUUCUCCAGAUAACUUUAGGUAUUUAAAUCGUGGCUGCACUAGGUAUUUUGCUACCAAAGACACAGACAAGCACAUUUUGCAAAACCGCAAAAGUCCUGAGUACCUAAAAGCAGGUUCCCUGAAGGAUCCUCUACUAGAUGACCAUGGAGACUUCAACAGAAUGUGCACAGCAAUGAAAAAGAUUGGCUUGGAUGAUGCAGAGAAGCUUGAUCUUUUCAGAGUAGUAGCUGGUGUCCUUCACCUUGGAAAUAUUGAUUUUGAGGAAGCUGGGAGUACUUCAGGUGGAUGUAUUCUGAAGAACAAAUCUAGUCAGUCUUUAGAAUGCUGUGCAGAAUUGCUAGGUUUGGAUCAGGAAGAUCUGCGUGUCAGCUUAACCACCAGAGUCAUGCUUACAACAGCAGGGGGCACCAAAGGAACGGUUAUAAAGGUACCCUUGAAAGUAGAACAAGCAAAUAAUGCACGUGAUGCGUUGGCUAAAACUGUAUAUAGUCACCUUUUUGAUCAUGUGGUAAACAGAGUAAACCAGUGUUUUCCAUUUGAAACCUCUUCUUUCUUCAUUGGCGUUCUAGAUAUAGCUGGUUUUGAAUAUUUUGAACACAACAGUUUUGAACAGUUUUGUAUAAACUACUGUAAUGAAAAGCUGCAGCAAUUCUUCAAUGAAAGGAUUCUGAAAGAGGAACAAGAACUUUACCAGAAAGAAGGUCUGGGAGUCAAUGAAGUGCACUAUGUAGACAAUCAGGAUUGUAUAGAUCUGAUUGAAGCAAAAUUAGUAGGUGUGCUGGAUAUUUUGGAUGAAGAAAAUCGUCUUCCGCAACCAAGUGACCAGCAUUUUACUUCUAUGGUGCAUCAGAAACACAAGGAACAUUUCAGAUUAUCUAUUCCCAGGAAGUCUAAAUUGACUGUUCACAGAAAUAUCAGAGAUGAUGAGGGCUUUAUUAUCCGACAUUUUGCUGGAGCAGUGUGCUAUGAGACGACCCAGUUUGUGGAGAAAAACAAUGAUGCUUUGCACAUGUCCCUUGAAUCUCUUAUAUGCGAAUCCAAGGAUAAGUUUGUCCGGGAACUAUUUGAAUCUACCACUAAUAACAACAAGGAUCCCAAACAAAAAGCAGGAAAGCUUAGCUUCAUCAGUGUGGGAAACAAAUUCAAGACUCAAUUAAAUUUGCUCCUUGAAAAGCUUCGCAGUACUGGGUCAAGCUUUAUUCGCUGCAUCAAACCCAAUUUAAAGAUGACAAGUCACAAUUUCGAAGGGGGGCAGAUUCUUUCUCAGCUUCAGUGUUCAGGUAUGGUGUCUGUUUUGGACUUGAUGCAAGGUGGCUUCCCAUCACGAGCAUCAUUUCAUGAGCUAUACAAUAUGUACAAAAAGUAUAUGCCAGCAAAACUAGCUCGACUGGACCCUAGACUUUUCUGCAAGGCACUAUUUAAAGCCUUGGGCUUAAAUGAAAAUGAUUACAAAUUUGGAUUAACAAAGGUGUUUUUUAGACCUGGCAAGUUUGCAGAGUUUGAUCAGAUAAUGAAGUCUGAUCCAGAUCAUCUAGCAGAGCUGGUUAAACGAGUCAAUCACUGGCUUAUUUGCAGUCGUUGGAAAAAAGUUCAGUGGUGUUCUCUUUCGGUGAUUAAAUUGAAAAACAAAAUAAAAUACCGAGCUAGUGCCUGCAUUAAAAUACAAAAGACUAUUCGUAUGUGGCUUUGCAAGAGAAAGCACAAACCACGCAUUGAUGGCCUUGUAAAAGUGCGUACACUGAAAAAGAGACUUGAUAAAUUUAAUGAAGUUGUAAGUGCUCUGAAAGAGGGAAAACCAGAGAUGAGCAAGCAGAUCCGGGAUCUGGAGUUAUCUAUUGAUGCUUUGAUGGCCAAGAUUAAGGCCAUUGUCAUGACUAGGGAACAGAUACAGAAAGAGUAUGAUGCUCUAGUUAAGAGCUCAGAGCGGCUUCUGAGUGAGCUACAGAAAAAGAAGCAGCAAGAGGAGGAAGCGGAGAGGCUGCGACGCAUCCAGGAGGAAAUGGAAAGAGAAAGGAAAAGACGUGAAGAGGAGGAGCAACGUCGCAGAAAGGAAGAGGAAGAAAGGCGACUAAAAGCUGAGAUUGAGGCAAAGAGAAAACAGGAAGAAGAAGAGAGGAAGAAGAGGGAAGAGGAAGAAAAACGUAUUCAGGCUGAAAUUGAGGCACAGCUAGCUAGAGAGCAUGAAGAAGAGACCCAACAACAGGCAGUCCUUGAACAGGAACGUCGUGACCGUGAGCUUGCGAUGAGAAUUGCACAGAGCGAAGCAGAGCUCAUCAGUGAUGAGGCUCAGCUUGAUUUAGGAUUGCGAAGAUUGGAUACUGAAGUUAUUCAGCCUGUUCCAGUAGUUGCUAAAGUCAACGGAACAAAGCCUCAAAUGACUGCGGAACAAAUGGCCAAAGAAAUGUCAGAUGUUUUGUCUAGGGGCCCUGUAGUUCAAGCCACAAAAGCUGCGGCUGGCACUAAGAAGCAUGAUCUUAGUAAGUGGAAAUAUGCAGAACUUCGUGAUACAAUCAAUACUUCCUGUGAUAUUGAACUAUUGGCAGCUUGCAGAGAAGAGUUUCACAGACGACUAAAAGUGUAUCAUGCGUGGAAAUCCAAGAAUAAGAAACGUAAUACAGAAACAGAACAGCGUGCUCCAAAAUCAGUCACUGACUAUGAUUUUGCACCAGUUUUCAACAACUCAACUCAACAGAACCCAACAGCUCAGUUGCCUGCCAGGCAACAGGAGAUUGAAAUAAACAGACAACAGCGUUACUUCCGCAUUCCCUUCAUUCGCCCAGUAGACCAGUAUAAAGAUCCUCAAAACAAGAAGAAAGGUUGGUGGUAUGCACAUUUUGAUGGGCCUUGGAUUGCUCGACAAAUGGAACUUCAUCCUGACAAGCCACCUAUUCUGCUUGUAGCGGGGAAGGAUGAUAUGGAGAUGUGUGAACUAAAUCUUGAAGAGACUGGCUUAACUCGAAAGCGUGGUGCUGAAAUUUUGCCGAGACAGUUUGAAGAAGUUUGGGAGCGCUGUGGAGGCAUCCAAUAUCUUCAAAAUGCAAUUAAGAACCGACAAGCUCGUCCUACGUAUGCAACAGCUAUGUUGCAAAGCUUAUUAAAAUAGUCACCUUGCACAUUGAUAUUAGAGUUGAGAACCCUUACUGUGAUAUAAAGGGAAGAGUUCCUCUAUGCUACAGAGGAUUUAAACAUUCUGUAGUUGUGUUAGAGAUGUUUAAUUUAAAGUGAACAGAUUUUAUUAAUCAUGGGAGUUUAAUUUGUACUUUUGAUGUUUAAUUUCUGUAGUGAAUUUACUAAUUCUGUGGACCUUGCAGAAGUUUCAGUCAAGUAUAUUUGUUGCAUUUUCUUUAUAUGCUGCAUCCUUCUCAAAAGUUUCGGUUAUAAUGCUAACACUGUAAAAUACCACUAUUGUACUUGGAGUUUAUCCUAGUAUGUACCCUAUUACAACUUCCUUUUUAUAAAAUCAUCUUCAGAACAUGCAAAAUAGUAACCUUUCAAGGAUGGUCUAGUGAAGAGGGUACAAUGUAUCUUAUAACUGGAACUGUGAGGCCUUAGCUUUAACUUCUUCUCCAGAGAAGUUGAGUGUACACUACUUCUAUAUGAUCAAAGACAUUUUAUGUCCUGAUCUGAAAGCUGCUCAGCAUCUGUACGUACUGACUUUUUGAGAAACUUAUGGGAAAUCUUUGAUUUCUUACCUUAUCUCUUAGUUUAACUGACAUUGUUCUUUUAUAUGUUUUGAGAAGAGCAUAUAUGUAUUUGAAGUAUUGUGUAAUAAUGGAGGGACUCAAAGGAUGUGCUGCACAUUUAGGCUUGCAUUUCUCUCUCAAUUUUUUUUUAAUACAGAUUUCUUGCAAACACCAAUUAUAUUUUUCUGACAAAACUUUGUUAGGAGUCCUUCGAUAGUUAAAUUACCCAGGUAGUGUAAUUUAAAUAUAUGAUGCAAAAAUUGUCUAAGAUAUCUCUUUAGGUACAUUUAAAAUUAAAGGAAAGCAUAAGGGAAAUGUUUUUUUUCCUUUUUUUAAAUAGCAUAACAUAAUUAUAAUACAGAGGUCUGAAUUUAAGAGAUCCUUUGUUACUUCUGUUAGAUGAUAUCAGAGUCUUGCUCAGCAACGCCUUUGGAGUGUCUAAUUACAGUAGGCUACUUCAAAUGGCUAAAUUUUUUGGUCUACUGUAAUAAACUUUUCCUUCAAUCACUCUGAUUUCUUUAUACUUCAUCUCCCUUCAGAUUUUUCCACCUUUAUGUAAUAGUCCCCUUGCUUCACAAUUAAAAUGCUUGUGUAUAGGAAUUAUCCAUUUCACACCA